AUGUCAUCGAAAUCAUGUGAAAUCUCUUCAUGUAAACAUCAAGCAUCUGCCUAUUGUUCUCAUUGUACCAAAGAUGUCUGUGAAUUACACUCUGAUGCACAUGUUCCGUUAGUGAAGGAUAAGAGUCAUUUACUCACUGAUCAGUUGAAUGAAUUAACAGAUAGAGUAAACACAUUGUCUACCAUUCAAAUUAUUGAACAAUCAUUAGAAAUUCUAGAUGAAUGGCAAUGUGAUAGUCAUCGACUUAUCGAUAAUGUUUACACGUCGAAACGUCAAGAAAUAGAGGCAGUUAUUGAAGGAUAUGAACAAGAAAUUCUCCAACAUCAAUCAGAACAGAAUCAAAUCGUUAAUCGUUUAAACGAUGAACUCCGAAAACUCAACGUUAAAGACAAAAGGUCACAACAUGAUUUGGAGCACAUCGAGCGUACGAUUAUCGAUAUUGAGACAAACUUAAGCUUAUUUCAAAAAAAAAUUAUUAAUAUCCAAACAAAAAAGUUAAUUAUCGAUAAAGAAUGUAUUAUUGUUCAAUCAGCAAACAAUUCAAUACAACUGGAAAAUGUAGACAGAACCGCUAAUGCUAAAGUUUAUAUUAAAAUGCAAGUCAUAAAACCAGGAAUUGUAUGGAAAAACGCAAAAAUAAUCACUGCUGAUCACCCGUCAGCGUUUUUUGUACAGAAUGAAUCAGAUGUCCAACAACAGUUUCGUUUGUUGACAAGUGAAAUGAAUAAAUACUAUGAUAAAGCUGUUCAAACAUUGCAACCAUUGAAGAAUGUAUCUGUUAGAGAUUUUUGUGUUGCACAUUAUUCAAAAGAUAAGCGUUGGUAUCGCGCACGUAUCGUUCUACGCACAAGUCCUUCGACUGUUCUUGUGGUAUUUGUUGAUAAUGGCAUUUCUGAAUCAAUAUCGGAUGAUCGUAUCUAUCAGUUACAAGAGAAAUUUGUCCAGUUACCAACACAAGUGGUGGUUUGCACAUUGAGUGAAGCAUUUCCUAAGGAUGAUGACACAUUUUGGCCACGUGCAACAGCGGAUUUGUUUUCAUCAAUGGUUAAGAACAAAACAGUUGAAAUACAAUUUAUGGAGAAAGAAGUCGACUACCCAUUACAUUUUGUCAAUGUCUAUUUAAAUAAAGAGUCGAUAAAAAACCAAAGUCAUUUGAAACGACUUAUGACAUAUGCCUCUAAUCCCGUGAUAGCGAAACAUUUUGGAAAUCGGCUAACGACAAUGGAAUAUAUACUCUACAAUUUACCAUUCACCGAAGAUGACUGCUUAAUAGAAUGUAGCUAA
This is a messenger RNA of Didymodactylos carnosus, 1284 nucleotides long. The record is from the annotation of a GenBank genome assembly. Lineage: Eukaryota; Metazoa; Rotifera; Eurotatoria; Philodinida; Philodinidae.